GCCCUUUAGUCUCGUGGCACGUGACGGGGCGGGGCGACGCUGGUAGGUGGGUGAAGCCGGAAGAGGAACCCCAGUGAAUUUACCACCAGGCGAGAUGAGUGGUUUGGGGAAGCUAUUUGGGAAAGGCAAGAAGGCCAAGGCCCCCACCCCUCAGGAGGCCAUCCAGAAACUGCACGAGACGGAAACAAUCCUCGUCAAGAAGCAGGAAUUCCUGGAAGAGAAGAUCCAGCAGGAGCUACAGUCGGCUAAGAAACAUGGCACAAAGAACAAAAGAGCUGCUUUGCAAGCCCUCAAGCGGAAGAAACGCUACGAGCAGCAGCUGGCCCAAAUCGACGGGACCCUCUCCACCAUCGAAUUCCAGCGCGAGGCCCUGGAAAACGCCACCACCAACACCGAAGUGCUCAAGACCAUGUCGGACGCUGCCCGGGCCAUGAAAGAGGCGCACCAGCAUAUGGACAUCGACAAAGUGGACGACUUAAUGUCCGAAAUCACCGAACAGCAGGACAUCGCUCAGCAGAUCUCCGACGCCAUAUCUAAGCCGGUUGGCUUUGGGGACGAUGUGGAUGAGGAUGAGCUGCUGGCUGAACUGGAAGAGAUGGAACAGGAAGAUCUGGACAAGGAGCUUCUCAACGUGGGCGAGACCAGUCCGGAGCUCCCCAGUGUCCCCUCUUCUCGCCUCCCCAGUGUGCCAGCUUCCAAAGUGCCCUCCGCCUCCCUGGAUGAGGAAGACGAGGAAAUGAAACAGCUCGCCGCCUGGGUGUCGUGAUGCAUUGUGGGAAAUUCCCCCCUCCACCUCCCUUGGUUUUCUUCGCAGAUAGCGGCAGAGAGGAGCCAUUUUGUCCCCUCCGGUUUCCAUUGCCAGGGAAGUUUUUUUGGGGGGGAGGCGGAGGGGAGGACAAAAAAAAAAAGAGAGAGGGGAGGGGCGGAAGUCACACACACCCUGCCUAAAAUGACCUUACGUGCCGAAUGUAAAGAGUUUUAUAGACAGAUUUAUAUAAAUAUAUAAAUAUAUAUAUAGAUAUCUAUAUCAACCAUAGGAGAAGGGGGAUCCUCUUUGGGGGCGGGGCUUAAAAGACCUCCCUCCCUGCCCGCCCGCCCCCCACCCCCCUCCCCAUACACAGACUGAAUCUUUACAUCAUCUUUUAGGGAUUAACUUUUUUUUCUUUCUUUUUUUUUUUUCAGUCCAAAAAUUAAAAAAAAAAUAAACAGGAUUUGUGCCCUUCGUCAGGGAGGGGGAGGGCUCAGGAGGAGCGGAGGGUGUGACACACAAACACCCCCCCCCCCACACACACACACAUAUUUACUCCCUGAAAAUGAAGCUUGGGGAAAAAAAUUCUCCAGAAUUUGUUCCUUUGUUCUGUCCUCUGUCUGGCUCACUGUCCGAUUUUGGGGGAGUCGUUCCCACAAUUGGUGCUCUCUCUCUCUUUCUCUCUCUCUCUCUCUCUCUCUCUCAUUCUGUCUCUCACUCUCAUUCUUUCUUUUUCUCUCUCUUUCUCACACUCUUUCCCUUUCUCUCAUUCUCUCUCUCACUCGCU
Molecule: messenger RNA, 1535 nt
Organism: Crotalus tigris (Tiger rattlesnake)
Lineage: Eukaryota; Metazoa; Chordata; Lepidosauria; Squamata; Viperidae
Gene: CHMP4A
Product: charged multivesicular body protein 4A
Exons: 6
Coding region: 95-766 (223 amino acids)
Biological process (GO): vesicle budding from membrane; late endosome to vacuole transport via multivesicular body sorting pathway
Cellular component (GO): cytoplasmic side of plasma membrane; multivesicular body; ESCRT III complex
Source: RefSeq, a predicted model, not a curated record